UUUUGAGCUAGCUGUAGUUUGCAACGUUCACUAUUUCGAAGUAGCCGUGAAUCUACAUUUGUUUUCAAAAAUUUCCUGAUAGUAUUUCACUAAACGCAGGUAGUUUUAUACCGCAGCUGUGUGCGAGAUAUAAUAUAUAUCGCGUAGUGCAGUUUAUCUCGACAAGUUGCUGCUUCAUACAUUUCGUUUUCUAUUUCAAAGAACCUAAAAUUUUAAUAAUUUAUCAUGGGUGAAGCCGCGAUUGUACAAGACAAUGGCUCCGGUAUGUGCAAAGCCGGAUUUGCCGGAGAUGAUGCCCCCCGUGCAGUAUUUCCAUCCAUCGUUGGUCGCCCACGUCACAAGGGGGUCAUGGUUGGUAUGGGUCAAAAGGACAGCUAUGUUGGAGAUGAGGCACAGAGCAAGAGAGGUAUCCUUACCCUGAAAUACCCAAUUGAGCACGGUAUUGUUACAAACUGGGAUGAUAUGGAAAAAGUCUAUCACCACACUUUCUACAAUGAAUUACGUGUAGCUCCAGAAGAACAUCCAGUUCUGCUCACAGAAGCUCCAUUAAAUCCUAAAGCUAACAGGGAAAAGAUGACACAGAUCAUGUUUGAAACUUUCAACACACCCGCCAUGUAUGUAGCUAUCCAGGCAGUACUGUCACUGUAUGCAUCUGGUCGUACAACUGGUAUUGUGAUGGACACUGGUGAUGGUGUAACCCACACAGUACCAAUCUAUGAAGGUUAUGCUUUGCCACACGCCAUCCUUCGUUUGGAUUUGGCUGGACGUGAUCUUACUGACUACCUCAUGAAGAUCCUGACAGAACGUGGUUAUUCAUUCACAACCACAGCCGAAAGAGAAAUUGUUCGUGACAUCAAGGAGAAACUGUGCUAUGUAGCUCUGGACUUCGAACAAGAAAUGGCCACUGCUUCUUCAAGUUCAUCAAUAGAAAAGAGUUAUGAAUUGCCUGAUGGUCAGGUUAUUACCAUUGGUAAUGAACGUUUCCGUUGCCCCGAGGUUCUCUUCCAACCUGCUUUCUUAGGUAUGGAAGCUGUUGGUAUUCAUGAAACAGCGUAUAACAGUAUCAUGAAGUGUGAUAUUGAUAUCCGUAAGGACCUGUAUGGUAAUACUGUCCUCUCUGGUGGCACUAGCAUGUACCCAGGUAUCGGUGAUCGCAUGGGGAAAGAUAUGACCAGCUUAGCUCCCAGCACAAUGAAGGUGAAGAUAAUUGCCCCACCAGAGCGUAAAUACUCUGUAUGGAUCGGUGGCUCCAUCUUGGCUUCCCUCUCCACAUUCACACAGAUGUGGAUCAGCAAAGAAGAAUAUGAUGAAUCUGGUCCAUCCAUUGUUCAUCGCAAGUGCUUCUAAACUUAUUAAUUCUAGUGAACUCACUGAUUAUUCAAUUCAGUAGAUACUAUAUGUAUACCCACCUUGAGUCAGAUCUAGUCUUACAGAUUUUAAUUAUAAAUUGAUAUAAAACACUUUGCAAUAUGUUUUUUACUAUUUUGUUAGUUCUCUAUUUGUUGAUGUUUAUUGCUAGAUGUCCAAUUUGUGAACUAUGCUACCAUUACAGUGUAUAAAUAAAAGUACUGUAAAACCACCUAAUUUCACUAUUUUUAGCACAUUCACUGGGUUCACAAAUUUGCCAGUGAAACAAUGUAUUCUAUUGUAAUUUGAUGUAUUCAUAUGAAUUUAACGUAGCAGAUUUUAAUUAUCAGUGAAAAUAGCACAAUUAAAACCCAGUAAACAAAUUGAUGCGAAAUACAAAUAUUGAUCCAAUUUUAAUAGUUUCCCUUCGUAUUGUUUGAUUACAAAAACAAUGGGCACACACACACAUUCAUGUAAUAUCAGUAGAUGUUUUAUAAAAACAUUGCGUACUGACUAGACUUAAAUUUUAUCCAAAAAAAAAAAAAAUUGUUUAUUUCUUGCAGUUGCCUUAGAUCCUGAAAUGAGUAUAUUAAAUAGAACAUGCCUUACACUCAUUGAUUAGAUUUUGUAACAAGUAAUCCGAGUACUGGGUACCUCAUUAAUAGAAACAGUUCUUGCGAGAAGUUGGUAGUGGUUCUGAAUUACUGUACUUUUUUUGUAUACAAAAUGUAUUA
Molecule: messenger RNA, 2081 nt
Organism: Saccoglossus kowalevskii
Lineage: Eukaryota; Metazoa; Hemichordata; Enteropneusta; Harrimaniidae
Product: actin-1-like
Source: RefSeq, a predicted model, not a curated record